CGGAAGUGCGUCACUUGAAGUCUGCGUUAUGUUUGUUUGGGUUCCGGUGUAAGGCGGAAGCGCUCCGGGUGUCGCUCUGCGGUCCGGAUUCAUCAUCAGAGACACACAGAGUCCAACUUCACCCCGAGACAAACUGGCCCGGCCGAUACCCCCAAUCAUGCCCGCCCUGUUGGAGAGGCCCAAGCUGUCAAAUGCAAUGGCACGCGCUCUACACAAACACAUCAUGAGGGAGAGAGAGAGGAAACGACAGGAGGAGGAAGAGGUGGAUAAAAUGAUGGAGCAGAAGCUGAAAGAGGAAGAGGAGAGGAAGAGAAAGAAGGAGAUGGAGGAAAGGAUGUCUUUAGAGGAAACCAAAGAGCAGAUAAUGAAGAUGGGGGAGAAGCUGCAGGGUUUGCAGGAGGAGAAACACCAACUGUUUCUGCAACUGAAAAAAGUUCUGCAUGAGGAGGAGAAACGGCGCAGAAAAGAGCAGAGUGACAUGACUACACUGACUUCUGCUACAUAUCAGCCCAACAUGGCCAUCCACUCAGGACAGCACCUUCUCAGCAUGCAGCAGAGGUCUGUCUCUCAUGCUCGCUCUGCAGUUCUGUUAGGAGAGCGCAACAAGCAGCUUUUCCAGCCUCCUGUCAUUUCUAGUCGUCCUUUUCCGUCUCAGCCUGGUUUUGGUACUGUUGUUUCUGAGCAUGCUCAGUUUGGAGUUCAGGCAGCUCAUGGGUCUUUCGGGGUCACACAGCCUCAGCAUGCCCCAGCCUUUAACCCCAGCCAAUCAUCACCUGCCACCUUCAGCAGCCCUGCCCACAUCAGAGGUGCAUCAGCAUUCCAGGCCAUGCAGUACUUGCCUCAUCAGCAGGGAGGUUACACUGUACACACUCACUUCACCUCGCAGCCAGGCUUUCUCCCCAAUGCUGGGAUCCCCCUACAGAAGCAGUUGGAACAUGCCAACCAGCAGUCAGGCUUCACUGACUCGAGUGUAUUGAGGCCCAUGCAUUCCCAGACUCUCCAUCCCAGUGCUGCAGGUUUGCUGCCCACACCCACCAUUGCUGUGCAGAUCCCUCACACCAAGGCCGGUUUGCCGUACACUCCCCCAUCCCGACCUGCAUCACCUGGAUCAUUCACACAGCAUGCGGCUACAUUUCAGAGCUCAUCCCAGGCUCCACGACACUACCUCUCUCACAGCCAAUCAGGACAGAGGUUUUAUCACCAUGGCAAAUAAUCAGCCAAUCUGGUGCUGCACGUAGACGACUCGAUUCGGUCCAGAUCGUUCACAUUGUCGCCUCCAAAACCCCCUCAUCUCUCACACACACACACACACACACACACACACACACACACA
Molecule: messenger RNA, 1333 nt
Organism: Silurus meridionalis
Lineage: Eukaryota; Metazoa; Chordata; Actinopteri; Siluriformes; Siluridae
Gene: gps2
Product: G protein pathway suppressor 2
Biological process (GO): regulation of transcription by RNA polymerase II
Cellular component (GO): transcription regulator complex
Molecular function (GO): transcription coregulator activity
Source: RefSeq, a predicted model, not a curated record